GUUAACAAAACAAAUUUUAAAGACGCCUUUUAUUUUAUCAGGCUGCUAAAAGAAACUUUCGCGCCUGAGACACCACAAACGGACAGGCUUGCAGGCGCUAACUGGACGCCUGGAUGUUGGAGUGGGGUUGGUAGCGGUAGUUCGCAGGAAGACAUACAUACAGACGAAAUUCCUGAAGUAUCCGAUGACGUCGUUGCUGAUUUUAACGAGGGAAUGGCGAAAAUAGCUAGACAUUCAAAAAGGGAAGACCUCACGCCACUAACAUUCCAACUGUCCACGACAUGGGAGGAAGCAAUACCGGAUGAAAGAAAAACUUGCAUAGAGAAAGCAACGAAAGCAUGUGAAGUAAUCUGCAGUGUUAUAGCUCCGAAAGACGGCGAAAAACUUUUUCAAGCGAUACACCAGCCUACCGCGAACGAUCUUGAUGAACCAACAGAGGAUCUUAUUGCCUUGAUGUCCGCAUAUCGAGAUGCCAUGACAAAAAAUGUUAAGAUUCAAAUACUCAGCAUCUACGCUUAUCGGUAUACCAUGAAGCUGUUACAGAAAUUCCACGAGCCUUAUGAAAAGAUAAGUUUGAGACAAAUAAAAAGGGCGAGAUCGCAUGCAAGGAAACGAGGGCCGGGGUCAAAUGUCCCGAAAGUAUUCAGCCAUCGAGUACGUCUGGACACAAACAAAGUCGACCACUUUAUAGAUUUUGUAAACCGUCCUUAUUUCUACCAAGACGUCGCCUUUGGAACGCGAACACUGACCUUAGAUGGGGGAGGCAAAAUAACAAUGCCCAACGUAAUCCGGACCGUGACUAGAUCGACCAUGAUUAUGCAGUACCUUCAACAUUGCGAAGAAGAAUCAUUUGAACCGGCUAGCCGCUCAACCCUUUGUCGCAUUCUUGAAGUGAGAGAGGCUUCACAGCAGAAGUCUCUCAGUGGUCUGGACAACAUUGCAGCAGAAGGGGUCGCAUCUUUUGAGCGGCUGUUGAGUAUUCUAGAAGAGCUGAAUCAGGCUGGUGCCGAAAAAAGAAGAGUUACAGAACUGGCAAAGAAAUUGAACGAUGGGAAAAGAUACCUGAAGACGGAGUUUAAAGUGAACUGUUCAGCAGAGGAGAGUGAGUGCGCAGACCACUGCAGAAAAUUUGCGUUAAGCGAUCCAGUUGAUCCAUGCUUCAACCAUCAGUGCUCACACUCACACAAUAUGGUGUGUGAACAAUGCGAACAAUUGAAGGCAACGUUAGACGAGAUGGAAGAAAGUAUAAAGAAACACUCCAGCCAUCUUUACAGCCAAGAACAAAAGCAUGAUCUUCUUUACGAUUUUGAAAGAUCUAAGAACUGCAUUUUUCUUUGGAAAUCUCAUGCCUUACGCUCUGUCAACCAAGAAUCUGCUAAACAAGAAGCCCUCCAAAGUCUUGACAGUCAGUCAGUCCUUGUUGUUAUUGACUGGGCGAUGAAAUUUCUUCAAAUGAAAUACAGAGAAAAACAAAGUGAAUGGUUUGCUAAAAGAGGCCUUAGCUGGCAUAUAAGCAGUGUGAUCUCAAAAGACCAAGAAACGCAGAAAGCUAAGGUCCUAUCGUAUGCCCAUUUAUUAGAUUCGUGUUGUCAAGAUUGGUAUGCGGUGGUAUCUAUUUUAGAAAACCUUUUUCAAAACAUCAAAAUAAAUUUUCCAAAUGUUAAGCAUGCAUUUCUACGUUCUGACGAGGCUGGCUGCUACCAUUGCAAUCACCUAAUAGCAGCAGUCAAAGAUAUUGGAGAUCGAGUGGGAAUUACAGUUGCACGUUAUGAUUUUUCAGAACCCCAGCAAGGAAAGGAUGUUUGUGACAGGGUGCUUUGUCCCAUGAAAGCAGCCAUAAGAAAGUAUUGCGCGGAAGGCCAUGACAUCAUGAACGUAGGAGCAAUGCACGAGGCCCUUAAGGAACGGCCUGUCAAAGGAACGACAGCGGCUGUAUCCAUUUUGGAUGAGUCAUCCAAAAUUCUUGAGGUUCAGAAGAUAAAACAAUUUAGUGAGUUACACAACUUUAGAUACGAAGAGAGUGGGAUAAGAGUGUGGAAAGCUUACGCUGUUGGGGUCGGCAAGCUUAUCCCUUGGCAAUCUUUGUACAUACGGCACCAGGGCUGCACAAAUAUAUCAUUAAUGGAGGGAAAAGGAUUCUUCACCAACACAGAAAUAAGAGACCUUCAUCGCCCAAGAAAGUGUCAAGCAAGGAAAGACAACGUUGAAAUUGAUGAUCAGCCAUCGAUGUUUGUGUGCCCUGAAGAAGGCUGUAAUUGCACUUUUGACUCUUUCUCCGAACUUGAGUUGCAUACAGACGUAGGAAUACAUGAUAACAGGAAGUCGGAAAGUCUUUAUGAUAAAGUACGGAAAAACUGGGCUGAAAAAUUUUCUUCUAUUGAGAACCAGAAGUUAACAAGCAACAAAUCCGCCACUGGUCUGACUGUUAACAGCACAAAUUCUCGUCUAAGUAUCGGAUGGGCUCUUAACAAAGGUAGAACUGGCGGAGUUCGUUUUUCUGAGAACGUGAGACGGUACCUUACAACAAGGUUUGAAAUGGGAGAAAGAACGGGCAAAAAAGCCAAUCCAGAAGAGAUCGAACGUCAAAUGCGCAACGCCAGAAAUGAACGGAAUGAAAGAUUGUUUCAAAGAGAGGAGUGGCUCACCAAGACUCAAAUAAUGGGGUUUUUUUCACGCCUCGCUUCACGGCAGAGAACU
Molecule: messenger RNA, 2697 nt
Organism: Porites lobata
Lineage: Eukaryota; Metazoa; Cnidaria; Anthozoa; Scleractinia; Poritidae
Source: the annotation of a GenBank genome assembly